CACACCCACGCCAUAUGGGAACUAAACUCAUUUGAAUCUAAACGUACCGACAAUCGCGAAGUUCAGAAGGAUGAAGACGUGUUUAAUUUUCGCUGCUUUGAUUUUUAUAUCAAGGCAUUAUGAAGUAUUUUGCGACGACAAGGAUUCGAUGGAGAAAUUCGAAGAGAGUAGUUUAACAAGUGAAGUUGUUAGACUUUUGAACGGAACUUAUUUCAAUCUCAACGAAAAAGUAUGUCAGCUACAAAGGAGAGUCGAUGCUAUUAUAGGAAUGACAAACUCAACCAGUCAGUGUCCAUGUAACAAUACGGAAAUCCUCGAAUUCAAGAGGUCAAUAACCAACGAACUAAAUGACUUUUCAAAAACACUGUCAGGAUUUGAAAAUGAAAUUCGUAUUUUGAAAAAUGAGCAGGCUGAGCUACGAGAGAUACUGCAGGGCGGAGGUGACAGCGACGCCAGUACUACAACUACUACUCCUACUAUGACGACGACGACCAGCACCAGUACCACCGCGGCACCAGAGUGUGACGAUAACUGGAUCCUGUCACCGGGAGGAAAGUGUUACUAUGUCUCCUCAUCCUCUGAGAAAACUCGGUGGAGUAGAGCUAUUAAUCGGUGUUCUGACAUGGAAUCAAAAUUAGUGGAGUUCAAAACGGACCAGGAGGCACAGUUUGUGAUGCGAAAUCUGCCGUCACGUGUUUCUACACGUGACAUAGUAUAUACCGGACGUAAGAGAAAUGAUGCGGAUGUGUGGGUUUUCCUCAGUAACGAUGAACCCGUCGAUACAGCGGUGAGGACUUGGGGUAGUGAUAACCCAGAUGGAGGGAGUCAGACAUGCGGAUGUACCCGGAAGUCAGACGACUUCAAAAUGCUGGACUGUGUCUGUACCGGAUAUGACCUAUUUUAUAUCUGCGAGAAACUGCCCGGAUCCGCAAUCACCACUACAGCCACCACACCAAAAACCUGUGGCGAUGGUUGGAUCUCAUCUCCUGAGAAAUGUUACUUUGUCUCCAAUACUGUUGCGAAAUCACAGUGGGCAAGAGCAGUAACUCGAUGUACUGAAAUGGGUGCUAAACUAGUGGAGAUCAAGUCGGACGAGGAAGGUCGAUUUAUAAUGGAGAAUCUGCCGAGUCAUGCCAGAGAUGAAAUUAUAUACACAGGACGUAAGAGGAAUGAUGGGGACGUUUGGGUCUAUAUCAGCAACGAUGAAGUUGUCAAGACGACUGAGAGGACAUGGGCUAGUGGGCAACCAGACGGAGGGACACAGAGGUGUGGAUGUACGAGAAAGUCAGUUGACUUUCUGAUGUUGGACUGCUAUUGUACCGGAUAUUAUCUCUACUAUAUUUGCGAGAUUGCGCGUUAGUCAUUUCCUGUCAUAAAUGUCACGAAAUCUAUAGUGGUAAUAUUAUUUCUUUUUUUGUUUUGUCAUACAAAGCUGUCCUUCCAAAUUUCAAAAAAAUAUCAAUAGAAACAUUAAAAAACAUAAUGUGCAUAAACAAAUAACCAGCAAAGAAAUAAAAGGAAUCAUGUAAAGGACGA
This is a messenger RNA of Pecten maximus, 1536 nucleotides long. RefSeq names its product macrophage mannose receptor 1-like. The transcript has 7 exons. The record is from RefSeq and is a predicted model, not a curated record. NCBI's taxonomy places the organism in Eukaryota, Metazoa, Mollusca, Bivalvia, Pectinida, Pectinidae. The coding region runs from base 71 to 1360 and encodes 429 amino acids.